Strongyloides ratti is the source of this 2262-nucleotide messenger RNA. Its product is annotated as SH3KBP1-binding protein 1. NCBI's taxonomy places the organism in Eukaryota, Metazoa, Nematoda, Chromadorea, Rhabditida, Strongyloididae. Gene Ontology annotation, molecular function: protein binding. Gene Ontology annotation, biological process: protein homooligomerization. The record is from RefSeq and is a predicted model, not a curated record. The transcript is spliced from 4 exons. Bases 1 to 2262 code for a protein of 753 amino acids.
AUGUCUAACGUGGUAAAAAUUAUUAAGGGUGAUAUCACAAAACUUAGUGUUGAUGUAAUAGUUAAUGCAGCAAAUAAAAAACUUUGUGGAGGUGGGGGUGUAGAUGGAGCAAUUCAUAUGGCUGCAGGUAAAGAAUUAUUAAAUGAGUGUAAAAAAUUGAAUGGUUGUGAGACAGGUGAAGUGAAAGCCACAAAAGCGUACAACAUAAAAGAUGUCAAAGCUAUUUACCACACAGUUGGACCAAUAGUAAAAGGACCACUGAGAGAUAUAGAUAAAGAACUCCUAUCAAAGUGUUAUUUAAAUUCAUUAUUACUAGCUACAAAAGAAGGCUACCAUUCGAUAGCAUUUCCCUCCAUCUCUACAGGAAUAUAUGGUUUUCCUUUUGAAGAAUCUGUCCACAUGUUUUCUGAUAAUUGUUUACAAAAUGAUGUUAUUAGGUUAAAUGUUGGUGGAACAGUAUUCGUAACGUCGAGGACAACCUUAACAUGGUUACCAGACACAUUUUUUACUUCUUUACUAUCUGGAAGAAUCGAUUCUGUUAAAGAUAAAGAUGGUUCUAUAUUUAUUGAUCGUGAUCCAUUACUAUUUCGGAUUAUAUUAAAUUAUUUAAGAACGAAACAUGUAGAGAUAGAAAAUGUUGAUAUGAGUGCAUUGAAACAUGAAGCAUUAUAUUAUAAUAUAACACCUUUAGUAAGAAGAUUAACAUUAUGUGAAGACUCGUUAAAUGAUUCAUGCGGUGGUUUAUUAUUUCAUGGUAUGAUAUCUUCAAAAAAUGAACCAUUUUUAUCAAAACCUAUUUCAUUAAAUAAAACAUUACUAGGAAAUAAUGGUAAUAAUUUACCUGCAAGAAUAAUAAAAGCGCAUCACAAUCACAUUGCAGUUGCAUAUACUAAUUAUUUAAGAAUUUUUAAACAAAAUGAUAGUGUUGGAUGGCAAAAAAUGUUUACAUCAAAUUUAUUAAAUUCUUUAAUAAUUCAUUUAGCUUUAAAUGUUAAAUUUGGAGCACAAAACCUUGAAAAAGUUGUAGCUGCUUCAUUAGAAGAUAACACUAUUUAUUUAUGGUCAUUUACAGAAGAUAAUGGAGAAAUUAAAAGUAGGAAAUUGGGUAUUUUUCAAAUGACAGCACCAAUAAUAAAAUUAUUUUUUAUUGGUAGUCAACUUGUAGCUUUAUCAAAAACAGGAAAAGUUGGUAUAUGGCAUUCUAUUUCACAAAGUUGGCAGAUUCAGGCUAUUGUUCCAAUACUUUGUUAUGACACAGCUGGUUCUAUGUUAAUUUUUGGUGGUUGUAAUGGUGUUAUUUAUCUAGUUGAUAUGCAAAAAUUUCCUUUGAGGAUGAAAGAUAAUGAUUUAUUAGUUACAGAACUUUAUAAAGAUCCUGAAAAUGAAGCAAUUACAGCUAUUAGUGUUUAUCUUACUUCUAAAACAACUAUGUCAGGUAAUUGGAUUGAAAUUGCUUAUGGAACAGAAACUGGUAAAAUAAGAGUCAUAGUACAGCAUCCAGAAACUGUUGGUCAUGGUCCACAAUUAUUCAAAACAUAUACAGUUCAUACAGAUCCAGUUAUUAAAAUUUUAAUGACAACUAAUCAUUUAAUUUCAAUAUGUUCUUGUUAUAAUCAUGUAAGAACGUGGAACGUUUCAAGAUUUAGGGGAAUGAUAAGUACUCAACCUGCUAGUACAGCACUAGCAUCUUUUAAAAUUUUAGUUUUCGACUCUGUUGAUGAAAUAAAUAAUUCAGAAGGUGUUGAUAUAGGACCUUAUGGUGAUCAAGAUAUGGAAAGUUUAUUUGUUCAAAAAGUAAUACCAGAAACAAACAAAUUAUUUAUUCGUUUAGCUUCAACAGGAGAUAGAUUAUGUGAAGUCACUUCAAUUGACAACUCAACAAUUACAUCAUUUUUUAUACAUGAAAUAGAACUUUCAAAUAGAAUGGCUUUACGUCCAAAAAGAAUAUUAUUUACCGGUCAUUCUAAUGGUACUGUACAAAUGUGGGAUAUGACAACUGCAUUUGAUCAAUUUACAAAUAAAGGUUUAUGCAAUACAAAUUCUGGAAUAGUUUCACAAACAGUUUUAGUUUCAAACGACAAAUCUACAUCCCCAUCCACACCAUCAUCUUUACCAAAAACAUUUACUUCUCAAUACCAAGGUCCUUCACCAUCAGAAUUAUUAAAAUUAAUGAAUGAAUGUGAAAUAACAAGUGGAAGUAUGAAUUCAACACCACAAAACACACCAUAUGCUUCACAGAUAAAUAUUUCAUCAAAUAUUUAA